CGGCCCUCCCACUCCCUCCCCCUCCUCCUCCUCCUGGUCCGGCCACGGCGAGGCUCCGCUGCGGCUGCGGCAGUGAGGCAAGUGGCGAGCAUGCUGGAGGGCGAGGAAGCAGCCCGCAACCUUUAAAGAGCGCUCACCUCAUCCGCGGCGAGAUGUCCGCCUCCAACAAGAACAAGAAGGACAAAGAGAUCCUCGCCGACUACGAGAGCCAAGUCAAAGAUGUACGCGCCCAGCUGGUGGAGCAGCAGCGCUGUCUGGAGCAGCAGACGGAGAUGCGCGUCCAGCUCCUCCAGGACCUGCAGGACUUCUUCAGGAAGAAGUCCGAAAUCGAGACGGAAUACUCCAGAAACCUGGAGAAGCUGGCUGAGCGGUUCAUGGCCAAGACCCGCAGCACCAAAGACCACCAGCAGUACAAAAAGGACCAGAACCUUCUGUCACCCGUCAACUGCUGGUACCUGCUGCUCAACCAGGUGAGGAGGGAGAGCAAGGACCACGCCACCCUCAGCGACCUCUACUUGAACAACGUCAUCAGUCGCCUCACGCACAUCAGCGAGGACUCGGCCCGCCUCCUCAAGAGGAGCAAGGAGAUCAUCUUCCAGCUUCAGGAGGAUCUCAUGAAGCUCCUCAAUGAGCUCUACACGGUGAUGAAGACCUACCACAUGUACCACGUGGAAACCAUCAGUGCGGAAAGCAAGCUGCGGGAAGCAGAGCGUCAGGAAGGGCGGGUGAAGGGCGGGUCUGGCACAGGGGUGGCAGUGGAUCCUGUGUUUGGCCUGCGCAUCGAGGAACGCCACCAGAGACGCAACGCCGCCCGCAAGAUGGAGAAGAUGCGAGAGAAGAGAAAAGCCAAGUAUUCCGAGAACAAACUGAAGACGCUCAAAGCAAGGAACGAGUACCUGCUGACCCUAGAGGCCACCAACGCGUCCGUGUUCAAGUACUACAUCCACGACCUGCCUGACAUCAUUGACUGCUGUGACCUAGGGUACCACUCCAGUCUGAGCCGGGCUCUGAGGACCUACCUGUCAGCAGAACUGAGCCUGGAGGCCUCCAGGAGGGCUGGUCUGGAAGUGCUUGAGGGCGCUGUGGAGGGUCUUGAUCCCGCUCGAGACCGCCAGCGUCUUCUGGGUCUCUAUCCAACCGCCUUCUGCCCGCCGUCACGCUUCAACUUCCAGGCCCACAUGGGUGACGCGGUGACGCAGAUCGCCUCUCAGCCACAAGUCCAGGCGGAGCUUACCCUCCGCCUCACGCAGUUGCAGACCCGCCUGGCAUCACUAAAAAUAGAGAAUGAAGAGGUGAAGAAAACCUGGGGGGCCACGCUGACCACCCUGCAGGACAUGACAGUCCUGGACGACUACGAUGUCUCCCAGAGUUUCACCCACAGUCCGUCGUCCGAGUCAGUAAAAUCCAGUGUGUCGGACAGUUACCUGAACAAACCCAGUCUGGCCAAGAGACGAGCCAACCAACAUGAGACAGAACUCUUCUACUUCACUAAAUUCCGUGAGUACCUGGAGGGGAGUAACCUAAUCUCCAAGCUCCAAGCAAAACAUGACAUCUUGAAGAAAGCCUUAGCAGAAGGCUACAAAGCAGAGCUGCUCACCACGAGUCGCGGGCGGAAGAACUCGCACAGCAAGCACCAGGAUUCAACCAAAGCCAUACCUCUGCUGGUGGAGAGCUGUGUCCGCUACAUCAACCUGCAUGGUCUUCAGCAUCAAGGCAUUUUCCGGGUGUCCGGCUCUCAGGUAGAGGUCAAUGACAUCAAGAACUCCUUUGAGAGAGGUAACGACCCACUGAUUGACGAGGAAAGUAACCACGACAUCAACUCGGUGGCUGGCGUCUUGAAGCUUUACUUCCGAGGUCUGGAAAACCCACUUUUCCCGAGCGACAGGUUCAACGACCUCAUCGCCUGUGUCCGCAUGGACAACCUCUAUGAGAGAGCCCAGUGCAUCCAGAAGAUCCUGCUGGGCGUCCCAAGGGCCACACUAGUAGUGAUGCGCUACCUCUUUGCCUUCCUCAACCACUUGUCCAAGUACAGCGACGAGAACAUGAUGGACGCUGGGAACUUGGCCAUCGUGUUCGGCCCCACCCUCCUGCCCACACCCGACGCCCUGGACCAGGUGGCCUGUCAGGCCCACGUCAACGAGGUGGUCAAGACCGUCAUCCUGCAUCACGACAGCAUCUUUCCAGACACCAAGGAGCUGCCGGGCCCGGUUUACGAGACCUGCAUGACGGGCGAGCAGUACUGCGAGAGUCCAUUCAGUGAGCCGGGGGCGCUGGAGGAGACCGAGCCGGAUGCCGGCACUGAGACCCAGACCAGCGACGAGGAGGGCGAGGCAGUGGAGGCGGUGGCGAGGUUCGACUACGUCGGUCGCUCGGGUCGCGAGCUGUCAUUCAUGAAGGGGGCGUCGCUGCAGCUCUACCGGCGGGCGUCACAUGACUGGUGGGAAGGGCGCCACAAUGGCAGCCGCGGUCUGGUGCCGCAUCAGUACAUCGUGGUCAAGGACAGGGGCGACACCAUGUCAGACACGCUCAGUCAAAAAGCGGACAGCGAUGGCGGAAGCAGCAGCACGGACGACAAGAGGUCCACCCGAGACCUGUGCUCGCCCACCGACAUUCGACCGCCAGAGUUGUAUAACAGCCACAGGAGGAAGCGAACAGACGGCUUGUUCCGCCGUCCCCUGGGACGCUCCAACGACUGCCAUGGCAACGGGGCGACCAUGGAGAGAAGCUCGCCACCAGUGACGGGUCAUUUCAGUCCCAGGGAGCUGCUACUAGGGCGCAGCCAGGGUUUGACUCCGCCCCUCGACAGCCCCGAGCGCCGACGCCGCUCAGCCGCCGUCACCGUGACGGUGAGCCGCCACGACUCGCUGCGGAGGCCGGAGGACACGCCCAUACGGCGGUCCAGCAGCGGCCAGCACGGCUUUGCUGACUCCUAUCGAACACGAGCGCUGGACCCCAGCACGCUGGCUCAGGACAUCGAGGAGAAGGUGACGGUGGCCUUGGGGGACUUUCGGCACAUGGAGCGACAGGGGUGCAGGCCGGCGCCGGACGUGGUUCUGGACACAUUGGAGCAGGUGAAGAACGGCCCCGCCGCCCCAUGCUCCUCAGAGUCCCCGAGCCCUCAUAGCACCCCCAGCACGCCGGGGACACCGGGGACCCCCGGCACUCCUGGGACGCCUGGCACCCCGAGCCCCCUCACUCCUCUAAGUCCCAUCAGCCCGCUCCCGGGACCUCCGGUUGGACCGCCCAGACCGUCCAACCCUUCCCCCGACACCUUGGGAUCCUUCAAGCCUGUGGCAGCUGCUCGCAUGGGGCUCCCGUUGAGGCCUCCGGCCCUAAGGCCCAAACCCGCAGUCCCGCCCAAGAGCAGCACCCCGCCUCUGCCCCCGCCACUCGACAAAUCCUGCACCAUGUGAGCCAACCCAGGCCGACUCAAAAGUCCCAAUCAGGCCAAAAGUGGUCCAGUAGAGGAGAUCAGGGUACUGCUAAAUGUUUGAGGGUAGACUUUAGGACAAGUGAGGGUUUAAAUAUGGUCCUAUCCAAUAUAUGAUAAUAAUAAUAAUAAUAAGUGUGUUGUCAGGUUGCUGUGUUCUCUUCUUCUUCUUGUACAGAAGCAUUUAGCAAAGUGACUGACGUGUGAAAAGAGACCUAACAAGUUUAGUUUAGUCAUGUGAAUGUUGGACGGUCGCCCUGGCAACCACCGGGACCUGGGCCAUGAUGCUACACUCUUAUUUAUUUUCUACUCAGUUCAGCUGCUAAACUCACUGGCGCCCCCAAGCGGGGUGUUCAGGGACUCCUGCGUCCAGCUAAUGAUUGAAUGUUUUAACGACUGUUCAUCUAUUGAAUGUGAGCCCAGCCAACAUGGCCGCUCAACACACUUAAAGAGCCUUUUUUUUUUUCAACAGUCAGGGGAGGGGCUUCAUACAGGGUGCCACGCUUAGAGGGAACUUUUGGGGGCGUGUGUGUGUGUGUGUGUGUACUGCCUGGCCUUGUACGUGCAGAGCUACUAUAAUAGUGAUAGACGAUAGAUUAUUAUUGCCUGCCUUGAGUGCCAGAACACGCAAGUGCAAGUUGGAAAAGCAUGCCAUUUUGUGUGUGUGUGUGUUAACAAAGUUUACCUGCUCGCUACACUAAACUCACAAGCUAACCUUAAACUCCCGGGGAGUGAACAGGGUGGGGCUCCGUGGUAAACAAACCCCCCAACAACACUUGAACAGCACAGUGAAUGUGAUCGCUGUGCACGUGCUCAAUACAAAUGUGUGCACGUGCACGCGUGUGUGCGCGUGUGUGUGUAUGAAUGUGAAAGUGCCUUUUUUUUAAUGCUUUUUUUGGGAGGGGGGGG
Molecule: messenger RNA, 4339 nt
Organism: Nerophis ophidion (straightnose pipefish)
Lineage: Eukaryota; Metazoa; Chordata; Actinopteri; Syngnathiformes; Syngnathidae
Gene: srgap1b
Product: SLIT-ROBO Rho GTPase activating protein 1b
Exons: 23
Coding region: 153-3413 (1086 amino acids)
Biological process (GO): signal transduction; negative regulation of cell migration
Cellular component (GO): cytoplasm
Molecular function (GO): protein binding
Source: RefSeq, a predicted model, not a curated record